This is a messenger RNA of Gorilla gorilla gorilla (western lowland gorilla), 3334 nucleotides long. It is a transcript of the gene SSBP3, whose product is annotated as single stranded DNA binding protein 3. Gene Ontology annotation, molecular function: protein binding; single-stranded DNA binding. Lineage: Eukaryota; Metazoa; Chordata; Mammalia; Primates; Hominidae. Gene Ontology annotation, biological process: positive regulation of transcription by RNA polymerase II. The coding region runs from base 767 to 1627 and encodes 286 amino acids. Gene Ontology annotation, cellular component: nucleus. The record is from RefSeq and is a predicted model, not a curated record. The transcript has 18 exons.
CAGCCGGGCGCUCGCCGCGGUGGCCGCACUUUGCCCACCGGGUGCGGGCAGGGGGCGCGUGGCUUCUGCAGCCCCGAAGCCUCCUUUUGUCCGCCCGCGGCGUGAGGAGUGUGUGCCGGGGGCUUUGUUCGGCCGGGAGCGCUCUCCCUUCCCUGCCUUCGGCUUCGUCACCGGCUCCGCGUCCUCGGACGCCGGGCUGGGCAGCGACGGUGGCGCCGGCUUGGCCCCAGGCUUGGGGCACAGUUGUUUGGGGGGAGGUGACGAGGGUGGCGCUUUGCUGCCCUCUCCAGAGCGCGCCAAGCACCCGGAGUCCAGGGCCGAGUCUCCUCGGACCUCCAAAGCUGGCGAGAGCGUAGCGAGCAGUGGGUCGAGAAAAGCAAGGUGGCUGUGGGGUCGAGUGGCUUGCGAGUUUGAGGAACCUAGGUGGGUUUGCCUGCGACGCCACUUGGAAGUUCAAGUUUGGGGGCUGCUCUCCAUCCCUCACUGCUUGAGGUUAGCUUUAUACGUCUACGAAUAUUUACUGCACGUAGGAGCACAGAAAUCUGCACAGACCUUCUUAUCGGAGAUUCGAUGGGAAAAAAACAUCACGUUGGGAGAACCGCCUGGGUUUUUGCACUCGUGGUGGUGUGUAUUUUGGGACCUUUACUGUGCAGCUCCUGAAAGGAGAGACACUUGUGAACAUUCAAGUGAAGCAAAAGCCUUUCAUGAUUAUAGUGCAGCAGCUGCCCCGAGCCCUGUGCUUGGCAACAUUCCCCCCAAUGAUGGGAUGCCGGGAGGCCCCAUCCCGCCAGGUUUCUUUCAGGGUCCUCCGGGGUCACAGCCCUCGCCGCACGCACAGCCUCCACCUCACAAUCCUAGCAGCAUGAUGGGACCCCACAGUCAGCCUUUUAUGUCACCGCGAUACGCAGGCGGCCCCAGGCCCCCGAUCAGAAUGGGAAACCAGCCUCCAGGAGGAGUUCCUGGGACACAGCCAUUGCUGCCCAAUUCUAUGGAUCCCACACGACAACAAGGCCACCCCAACAUGGGAGGAUCAAUGCAGAGAAUGAACCCUCCCCGAGGCAUGGGGCCCAUGGGUCCCGGCCCACAGACUGACCCUUGGUUAUCGUUGCAGAAUUACGGCAGCGGCAUGAGACCACCACCCAACUCCCUCGGCCCCGCCAUGCCCGGGAUUAACAUGGGCCCUGGAGCUGGCAGACCCUGGCCCAAUCCUAACAGUGCUAACUCAAUUCCAUACUCCUCCUCAUCACCUGGUACCUAUGUGGGACCCCCUGGUGGUGGCGGCCCUCCAGGAACACCCAUUAUGCCCAGUCCCGCAGAUUCAACAAAUUCCAGUGACAACAUCUACACAAUGAUUAAUCCGGUGCCGCCUGGAGGCAGCCGGUCCAACUUCCCGAUGGGUCCCGGCUCGGACGGUCCGAUGGGCGGCAUGGGUGGCAUGGAGCCACACCACAUGAAUGGAUCAUUAGGGUCAGGCGACAUAGACGGACUUCCAAAAAAUUCUCCUAACAACAUAAGUGGCAUUAGCAAUCCUCCAGGCACCCCUCGAGAUGACGGCGAGCUAGGAGGGAACUUCCUCCACUCCUUUCAGAACGACAAUUAUUCUCCAAGCAUGACGAUGAGUGUGUGAUCCCCCCUUCUCCGAGACGCUGAGAGAGCGGGCAUUGCAGGCGGGAAGAUGCCAGAAAUUAUGCAAGAAGUGAGGUGUCAUUAUCCAGGAGCUGGUGGGGAGGGCAUCUCCCUGCUCCCCUCAACCCCCUCCCACCCCAUCCACGCCCCCUACCUUUCCCAAUUUUAGUUUCAUGCAAUAAAAAGGCCAAACUUUUUAUUCCAUAAAACAAGAAGGACAAAACUCUCAAAAAUGUAUUUCAAGUCAGUGACCAGAAAAAUCCCACCCCUUGCCCUUUCCCCAAAGGACCUUUUCUGUACAUGACACUUUUUUGUUGUUUUUUGUUUGGGGUUUUACCGUUGUUGGGAUUUUUUUAUUUGUUUUCAGGGGGGUUUUUUGGGGGAAAAUUUUUUUAAAUGGAAGCUUCUAGCAAGCCCCCCACCCCAAUCAACCUCUAUGCUUUCUUCUUAAAAAAAAAAAAAAAAAAAAAAGGAAAAAGGAAAAAAAAAAGGAAAACCAGAAGCCCUGCUGUCUGUCUGUGCCCAAGCCCUUCCACCAGAAAAGCUAGUCUAGGUGUGAGAGCCCACAUUGUCUGUAGCCAUCAAAAAUAAUAAUAAUAAACUGGACAGUUUACAAUCGGUGGUUUCUUUCAAAAGGCCUUUUUUGGAAAGAAGAAAAGGCAGUCACCGUUUUCCAUUUGGGGUUUUGGUUUGUGCAACAGGCAGGGGAGGAGUGGGGACGCGUUUGUUCUAGCUUGAUUUCCAUGGCAACAGCAGCGGCACGCUUGGACCCCAGAACCCAGCGCCCUCAUCCUGUGGCCAGAGGGGCCGGACCACUGACCCCUUUCAGGAUUCCACCACAGCCCAGACCGUCGCCGUGACCCGGUGGCAUGCACUGUUCCCAGGACACCUUCCUCCUCCUCUCCUGGACCUCCCUUCCGUCCUGGCCUCCCUGCCUCUCCAGCCCCUCCUCUGCCCCCACCCCAGUCUUCCCAGUGAGAAUCCUGCCAGCUGGGUGGUGGCCUGGCGCAGAGUGGGAGAGGCUGCCACUGACAGGAUGACUAUGACCUGGGACAUGGAAACAGUGAUCUCCGCGUUCUGGUCCCGAGAUCCUCGCAUCAGCGUCAUCGUGUGCACCGGCUUGGGGGGCUGGAGUUCCGGUUUUCUUUGUUUUUUCUCUUUAUUCGUCCUUUCUCAAAGAUGGGAUACUGAUCAGAAUUGCUCUGUAUAUGCUUGGGACUGGAUGGAAAGACUUUGGAGCAGCUGUGGGGGGUGGGGGGACACCGACAACCAAACAGACGUGCUGGCUCCGGUCCUGUUUUUACUUUCAAAAACCAACAAGCCCAACGGUGGAGCCUGUCCCCUCCCGGGAGGGUGCUCAUGGCCCCGCUCACCUCAUCACCCCACGGAAACCUUUGUGUCUUGCCCUGGAAGACACCCGAAUUCUUUGUACAUUGACAUGCCCUUCUCCUUCCUCCCUCCCCUGUAGCUGGUCUUUGUUUUACUCCCUCCCUUUCUGAUCCAUGUAUAUCAUAUUAUGUGAGAUAUCAUCUGCCUGAAAAAAGACUUUGUGCGGAUUAUUGGGAACAUUGUAGCUGUUUCUGUGUUUUUUCUUACCUUGUAGUCUGGUUCUGAAUUAAGAGAGGAAAAAAAAGUAAUUAUGAUACAUUGUAGUUUGUGUACGAUAUAUGUUGAUAACGUUUUAUUAAAGGGACAUCUUUUUUCCGCA